Molecule: messenger RNA, 2466 nt
Organism: Paramormyrops kingsleyae
Lineage: Eukaryota; Metazoa; Chordata; Actinopteri; Osteoglossiformes; Mormyridae
Gene: c7h9orf78
Product: chromosome 7 C9orf78 homolog
Biological process (GO): mRNA splicing, via spliceosome
Cellular component (GO): spliceosomal complex
Source: RefSeq, a predicted model, not a curated record
UUCUCAAUAGGAACUUCCGCUUAAUAUACUGAGUAUGCGUUGUUGCUGAAUCACGUGACAAAGCAUCGUCGAGCUAAAACCCCACAAACUAUAGAUUGUGAAGGAGUUGAGCUUUAAAUCCGGAAUUGUACCGUAAUAAUGCCGCCUUCAAAGAAUUUCAGGAGAAGGAAAGCCGACUCGGAUGACGAGGAGGAUGAGGAGAUAACUGCCGAAGUCAGGUCUAAAGUGGAUGAGGUCAAAGAAAUUCAGAGUUUACGUAAGAGACAAAGCGGCGUGAGUAUAGUAUCAUUGCUGGUUGGUGAGAAACUGCCACCAGAAGCUGAGAUUGAGGAUGAUCCUUUUAAGCUGAAGACGGGAGGUGUUGUUGAUAUGAAAAAGGUUAAAGACCGAAACAGAGACAUGACCCAGGAUGAAACUGAUCUUAAUCUGGGAACGUCUUUUUCUGCCGAGACCAAUCGAAGAGAUGAAGACGCUGAUAUGAUGAAAUACAUCGAGACGGAGCUAAAGAAAAAGAAAGGGAUGAUAGAAACAGAGGAGCAAAAAGUCAAAGCCAAGAAUGCAGAAGACCUGCUUUACGAGCUGCCAGAGAGCAUCCGCGUGGCCUCUGCCAAGAAGACGGAGGAGAUGCUCUCCAACCAGAUGCUGAGCGGAAUCCCAGAGGUGGACUUGGGCAUAGACGCCAAGAUAAAAAACAUCAUCUACACAGAGGAAGCUAAAGCUAGGCUCAUAGCCGAACAGAGGAACAAAAAGAAAGACAGCGGCACCUCUUUCGUGCCCACCAACAUCGCAGUCAAUUACGUCCAGCACAACCGCUUUUACCAUGAGGACGUUAAUGCACCAGCGAGACGACAUCGCGAGGAGCCCAAGGCGCGGCCUCUCCGUGUGGGAGACACUGAAAAGCCUGAAGCAGAGAAGACACCCCCGAACCGAAAGAGGCCAGCCAAUGAAAAGGCUACUGAUGAUUACCACUACGAAAAGUUUAAGAAGAUGAAUCGCAGAUAUUAAAAGCAGAUUUAUAUCCCAGUUUUAUUAUCCUCUUUUUGUUGUCCAGUUUUCAUCUGUUUUGUUUGUAUUUAUUUACCUGUAUUUGAUUUCAUUUGAUUUAAAAAAAAAAAAUUAAAAAUUCCAGUUUGAGGAAAUGUUUUUUGUUUGUUUUGUUAGUUAAGAUAGGGCUGUUAAUGGCAAAUGUUAAAUUCUGCAAAAUCAGGUGAUGGAUGUUUUUAGACAGCAAGAGACUAAACAUUUGUGAUGCUGUUUAUUUUAAGCUGUUGUCAUACAGUCAUAAGAAACUCAUUAACAUAAAAGAUUCAUGGGAUGGUUCAAAUAAGAGCUACUGCUUAUGGUGACAAUGACUGAAUACAUUAUAAAUGUGGGAUGGAUCCUCUUGUAAGAGGAAUAGCAUAGAACUGUAUCAAACCUCGUGAACCUUGUCGCUGCCUUGCUAUAAUGUCCAAGAUCCCAGUCACCUCCUUUCACAUAUUGCUGUUACAUCUAAAAAAAUCACAAAUUGUAUCUUGUGAAAAUAUCAUGCAUACUCUGAUAAUGUUAAUUUUUCCAAUAGAAAACAAGUUUAUUUUAGCCACAGCUCUGACCAGGAUAGGUGAAUGGUUGGGUCAUUGAAUAUAUUUCUAAAAGGCAUUCUAUUGCAUUCUGUUCUGUUCUCUAAGAUGCAGUGUAUUGUUAUACUAUUACCUAGUGUAAAAUACCUCAGUCUUUGCUUUUUAUGUUGAGUCUAUCAGGUAAAAACUGUAUCUCAUAUAUGAUCAUCUACACUUUAAACCAAGCAUUAAUCAUAUGCUAAGAAUAUGCUGUCUAAUGUCUGCAGAGUACACAUUUAUACGAAGAGAAAGCCAUUCUAGGUUAUGGAGACAAGUAGCACAGAACGUGUAAUAGAGUAUUGGUUAUUACAAUAUGUUAUAUACAGUAUGUGUAAAUAUAUCAUUUAGUUUACCUUUAAAAAAAUCCCCUGUAUGCUUAGGAAUCUGUUUAAUUUAUGAAAGUCUAUAGGAAAUCCUGGUAAGUACCCUUCUUCAAGCAUCAUUUCAGUGUUAAUUUACCUUAAGUUAAUUUACAUUUACUAAGCUAAACUUAAAGGCUAGCUUUGCAUUGCUCAGAAAGUCCUAAAAGAAUUUACAAAUAUUAGUGAGAUUGAAAAGAACAUUCUGAGCCAUGUGUUUUGUAAGAUACUUAUUUUGUAUUUCUAAAAACACUGCUAUUAGAGACAACCAUUUCCUUAAUAGUAUUUUUUUCAGUUAUUGCAUUUUUUUUACAUUGAUUGUGCCCCUGUUGAUUCACUGUCGCCCUGACAACACACUCAUUAUGAGUCUUGUAGUAACUCUUGAUUGCCAUAGUCAUGAAUAAUUUCUUUCCAGAAACUUUAUUGAAGUUUAUUUUUCCUUGUGCCAUUAUUGAUUUGCCGGAUGUAAAGUUAAACAUAUUUCCACUAAUAAAUACUUUUUAAAAGUU